Varanus komodoensis (Komodo dragon) is the source of this 990-nucleotide messenger RNA. RefSeq names its product olfactory receptor 4Q3-like. The record is from RefSeq and is a predicted model, not a curated record. Gene Ontology annotation, cellular component: membrane. The coding region runs from base 1 to 990 and encodes 329 amino acids. Lineage: Eukaryota; Metazoa; Chordata; Lepidosauria; Squamata; Varanidae. The transcript has a single exon. Gene Ontology annotation, molecular function: G protein-coupled receptor activity; olfactory receptor activity. Gene Ontology annotation, biological process: G protein-coupled receptor signaling pathway.
AUGGAUGCCCUGUUCUUUCUUCCAUCAGAUUCCACCAUCCCCACCAAUGUUUCUGCUGUCACAGAAUUCAUCUUCCUGGGCCAUUCCAGCUCCCGUUCUAUCCAGCUCCUUCUCUUUGUGUUGGUUUUGGCUGCUUAUGCAACAGUUCUGGUGGGCAACCUGCUCAUUGUGGUGACUGUGCAUGGAGAGCCCCACCUCCACCAGUCCCCCAUGUACUUUUUCCUGGCCAACCUGUCCAUCUUCGAUAUUGCCUUAGGCUCGGUGGCUACACCCAAACUGUUGACCGACCUGAUCAGCUACAGCAGGACCAUUACGUUUGUGGGCUGCAUGGUCCAGAUCUUCUUCAUCCACUUUAUUGGGGGCUCGGAGAUGCUCCUUGUCACCCUCAUGGCCUAUGACCGCUAUAUGGCCAUCUGCCACCCAUUGACCUACAUGACCAUCAUGAACCGCCCACAUUGCAUCAGGCUCCUGACAUCCUGUUGGGCUGGAGGACUCAUUCAUACCACCACCCAGAUGGUUUUGCUUCUCCGACUACCAUUCUGUGGUCCAAAUCAGCUGGACAACUUUCACUGUGACCUGCCACAGGUGAUCAAGUUGGCCUGUGCUGAUACGUACGCCACAGAGCUCCUUGUGGUGGCCAAUAGCGGCCUGCUUUCCCUUGUCUGCUUUCUUGCCUUGCUAGCCUCCUAUGGCGUCAUAGUUGCCAGCCUUCGAGGUCACUUCAGGGAGAGCGGAGGGAAGGCCCUGUCCACCUGUAGCUCCCAUUUGAUUGUGGUCUUCAUCAGCUUUGUGCCCUGCAUCUUUGUGUACUUGGUGCCUUUCUCUAGGUCUCACAUGGACAAGGUGGCCUCUGUGUUCUACACAUUGAUUGUGCCUUCCCUCAACCCAAUUAUAUAUACGCUGAGGAACCGGGACAUGAGCAAGGCAAUGGGGAGGCUAAAGAACCGGUGUCUGUUCUCCCAUUCAACUGUGAAAGCAGAGAAACUCUAA